Orussus abietinus is the source of this 1964-nucleotide messenger RNA. Its product is annotated as dual specificity protein phosphatase 15. Gene Ontology annotation, cellular component: cytosol. Gene Ontology annotation, biological process: protein dephosphorylation. The coding region runs from base 915 to 1964 and encodes 349 amino acids. NCBI's taxonomy places the organism in Eukaryota, Metazoa, Arthropoda, Insecta, Hymenoptera, Orussidae. Gene Ontology annotation, molecular function: protein tyrosine/serine/threonine phosphatase activity. The record is from RefSeq and is a predicted model, not a curated record. The transcript is spliced from 8 exons.
CGGGCCCCUGUACGGGCGGGGAGUCGGCUUCGCGUACGCAUCCAUUCAAGGUGGCGGCAGGUCGAAAACGGAACCUUCGACCGUCGCCGAUCGCCUCGGACCUGGCAGACCAGAUUCCCGUAUUUCUCUUCUUUCCGGAGCACGGCUGGAGGGGCGGCGUUCUAUCGAGCGGCGCCUGCGCCCUGCCGACCCCCCGGCAGAGGGGCCGCCCACCUGUCCGCCCGAUUCCUGGCCGGACGGAACAGUUCUCGCACGGCGCGCCCUUGUGCCACGCGACCGAUCUCCCCCUUGUGCGGGUCAGGGUGCGUCUCCUUCCGCAGCGAACUCGGAUGCCGCGUAUCUUCCCUCUCCUUCUCCUCGGGCUCCCCUCGAGUGCGUCCUCGAGUGCGUCCUCGAGUGUCGCCGGCUCGCGGGCGAAAUUCGAAAUCGGCCGUCGUUAUUUGUAACGCGCGACGGACGACGAGUCGCCCCUCUCCUUCGUUUCGCUUCUUUCCGUCAUGGUUUUCGACUUCCUCCUCCUCCUCGCGCUGCGGGGGGCGUCGGGCAACGGGAGCGGGGGUGGAACCGUGGUCGAAUUCGCCGGCAGUCGAAACAGUGACCUGGAAGAAAUUUAGAAAAUUAUGCAAUGCCGUAAACUUAAGUUUUGCCGAGAUAACGAGAGGCGCGAUCGAAUUAGCGGAGCGCUGCAUGGGAAUGGAAAAUGAGGAGCACGUGACCGCAAUCGACCAGUCGAUGAGGGGAGCCUAAGAAUAGCCAAGUGGGUAACGACAGCCGGCAGACAAAGGAGACGAGCAACGACCCGUCGUCCUUGCUUCCGAGAAGGAGCCUCGGCGGACAAUGUGGCCCGUCCGAGAACGAAUUCAAGAGGCGCGCCCCCCGAAUUAACGGGUCGAUCCCCUAAGCCCUCUUCCGCCAUGGGCAACGGCAUGAACAAGGUCCUGCCGGGCCUUUACGUGGGCAAUUAUCGAGACAGCAAGGAUGCCGUCCAAUUGGAGCGCUUCGAGAUAACCCAUAUCCUGGCCAUUCACGAUGCGGCUCGUCGUUUGCAUUCCGACAAACAUUAUCUGUGCAUCCUGGCCGCCGACACGCCGGAUCAGAAUUUGUCGCAGUACUUCUCGCUCUGCAACGACUUCAUCCACGCGGCUCGGCUUCGAGGAGGCAACGUCCUUAUCCACUGCCUCGCGGGAAUGUCGCGCAGCGUCACCGUGGCGGUGGCGUACAUCAUGAGCACCACCAACUUGUCCUGGAAGGAGGCCCUCAAAGUGGUCAGGGUCGGUCGAGCGGUCGCCAAUCCAAACGUGGGAUUCCAACAGCAACUCCAGGACUUUGAAUCUUCGCGGUUGCAGGAGGAGAGAAGGAGAUUGAAGGAACGCUUCCCGAGUCUCGCCCUGGCCGCGUCCGACGCGGAGAUCUGCCGAGUGACCUUAAGAAACUACGAGACCCUGGCCCUUGCUCGCGAGGUCUGCGAAGGGAAGUGCGCCAUGGGUCGCCAGUGUCCCACGGGGCUCUGUCGGCAGCCCUCGAAAAGGGCCCUCAGGAGGAAGUCGUCGUCCAGCAGCGCGGGGAACCUGAGCACCGGAAGGACGCCGCCCCAGACGCCGAGGAUGUUGCCUUCCGCUCCGCCCUCGCCGGCCAUGCCUAGGUCGGCGAGCACGAUGUCCGCGGCCAGGCCCCGAAGCGGUCCCGCGGGACUUCACUCGUACACGGGUUCGGCGCCACCCUCUAGGGUCAUGUCCAGGGUGGACCUCUCGGCAGCGGUGGCCUGCAGCAGCAGUAGCACCAACCUGGCGACCUCCCUGGGCGGCAGCACCUGGAGGAUGAGGACGGGCUCGGCUCCGGUCACCCCCAGGACGACCCCGCCGGUCUCCCCCCAGCACUGGCCCAGGCGCGUCUCCACCAGGCAGACGCCGCAGCUUCCGGUCCCCUCGGAAUCGCAACCGCCCUGCAACGCGAGGAUGACGUAA